Molecule: messenger RNA, 2271 nt
Organism: Somion occarium
Lineage: Eukaryota; Fungi; Basidiomycota; Agaricomycetes; Polyporales; Cerrenaceae
Source: the annotation of a GenBank genome assembly
ACACUUACACCAUUUCUGUCAUUCGGCCGGAUAUUCAGGGAUACUUAUUCUAUACGUUUAGAACGUAGAACUGGACCUUUCACUUAAGCUUGAUCAAGCAUGUCUGCGGUGUUACUCUUACUGAACUCUCUUGUUGGGAUUUCGAUGAGUUCAGACAGAUACAUCUACCUGGUCGGACGCUAUGGAAAGUAGCAACACCAAUUCAAGCAACACCAAGCUCGAUGACGUACAAGCUUCAUUCUUGUCCUCAGCUUGACUAUAAAGCCCAGGAAUCUCUUGUCCCGACUUCAGGUCUCUUUCUCUCCGACGUCCACUAUGUCAAGCAGUUCUCCUAGCAUGGCCCAUCCGACCUACUUCCAAUCCAUCUUUGCAUCCUUCUUUCUCAUAGCGCUCUCUACGCUCUUCAUACCAAUCACGUUACUUCUUACUCUUCUUGCCUUUCUAUAUUCCUCCCUCAAAGGCACUGCUCUCGAUGCUCAAAAACCUCCAGAGGGCAUCAUACGCAAGACCGUCCUCAUCACCGGCGCGCGCACUAACAAAGCACUCUGCCUCGCUCGUUCCUUCAAACGCGCCAAGUACAGAGUCAUCCUCGCCGAAGAAAAAGAAUCGGGUACACUAUGUUGCGCGCGAUUCUCUCGUGCCGCAGAUGCAUACUACGACCUCCCGAAAGUUCAAGGUGAAGCGGACAAUCAAGCAUAUAUCGAUGCUAUCAAGGCUCUAGUCAUUGCUGAAGACAUUGACGCAUGGAUUCCUUGCUCUGGUGGACGCACUACCACGCUCGACGCCGAAACUGCCCGUCAUAUUCAUGAAAUGCACUUGGGUGAUGGCCCGGGCAACUGCUGUGAUACCUUCAUCCAACACCCAGAUCUUGCUGCGACUUUACACUUUAAGGAUCAGCUGGGAUUCUUACUCAAUGAACUCGAAUGUCCCACUCCAGAGAGCAGACGCGUCACGUCCAUCGCCCAGGCUGCUGAUUUCUUACACGCUCCUCAUACGCUAGAUAGUGGCAAAAAGUAUCUUCUGAAAGGUGUUGCACUUCACGACCUCGGUCAGGACUUCACACUCCUCCCGCUCGCUACUCGCCAGGACACUCUCGCUCAUUUGAGGAAGAUGCCUAUUCCUAUCAGUCACGAGACGCCCUUUCUUUUGCAACGCUUCUUGAAAGGGAGGGAAUAUUGCACUCAUGUUGCUGCUCGUCAAGGCGAGAUCACGGCCUUUGUCGCGUGCCGAAGUAGCGACUUCCUCAUGCGGUAUGUGGAUAUCACCACUCUUGGGGAAGUGGAAAAAGAAUGUUCAGAUGAGAUUGAAGAUUGGGUGAAGGGAUUCCUGAAGAAAUGGAAGGAGAAACUGGAGGCCGAGAACCAGGGCGACAACCAAAAAGGACAGUGGGAGACGGAGCUCACAGGUCAUUUCAGCUUCGACUUCAUCAAGGAUGAUAUUGAGGGCAUCCUAUACCCUCUCGAAUGCAAUGUCCGCGCUAAUACAGCGGUCGUUCUGCUUUCCGAGACUCCGACUCUUGCAGACUCGUAUCUUUUGGGUCUUUCAGACAGGAACCGACAACCGCCGCUCUCUCGUCCACCUCCCAACGCACGUCCUCGUUCUUGGAUCACACAUGCGUUGCCGCUCUCACUAAUCCAGACGUUCCUACGCCUCCCUUUCAUUCGAUUCAUCUCUCCAUCUUUCUGGGUUCUCAUCCACCCAGGAUUGCUUCUUCUCCUUCCUUCUCCGAGUCCAAUACCUCCAAAGCAGCACCGCGCCACCAACGGCAAUGCAGCACCUUUGGAUCCUCCAAGGGACCCCGAUCCGACACUGUCACCCUCACCAACCGACAACCCAUUCAGUGCUCUUAUAAAAUUCCUGUUUGGAACUUUCCUAUCCGCGUCUUUUCUCGCCUCGGUCGAUGCCAGAUUUUCCCGCCGACCCUUCUUGAUCAGUAUUGAACAAGACCCGUAUUGGGAUUGGGACGACCCCGUGCCCUUUUUCGUGUUGGCGCAUGUGACGUGGGUUUGGAUGUUUAUGAGGUUGGCGUUGACGGGACGGGGUUGGAGUAGGGUCAACGUUAGUACUGGGGAGGUGUUUGAAUGCUGAAUGUUGAGAGUCAUGUGUUGGAGUUACUUUCGAGGUUAGGAUCGUAGAGCUGAAAGUUGAGACGAAUGGGCUGUCGCGCAUGGACGCUUGUUGACUCGCACUGUAUCCAUAGCAGUUUUGUAGCUGUUAUCCUUUUGCAAUCUGUAUUGUAUAGACCAGUAUAAUCUUAUGUUAUAUUGUGGC